Molecule: messenger RNA, 483 nt
Organism: Nezara viridula (southern green stink bug)
Lineage: Eukaryota; Metazoa; Arthropoda; Insecta; Hemiptera; Pentatomidae
Source: the annotation of a GenBank genome assembly
AUGGAAGUUCGUAAUUCUCAGUUUGCUGCUUUUAUUGAUGCAUUUACAUCAAAUACUUAUGUAUUAGUUAUUACAUUUGAUCCUAAAAUUCCUUCGGACGCUACACUUAUCAACAUUAGAAAUGCCAGAAGACAUUUUGAAAAGCUGGAGAAGGAAAGCCAAUCUGCCGCUAUGAAGAUAAGGCGCGUGCCACCCCCGAAGAGUGCGGUCCCGGGUCCGACAAAGGCGACCCCUGGGGCCCAGGUAGCGGAGCUCACUAAUGCACUACAAAUUAACAAUCGUUGGCCCUCUUUAGUGUCUGCGCCGGCCGUCUUUGGUGUCCCGGAUCAAGAUCUGUGCCUCUUCUUCUUGUUUGUUCUCUCUGCUCAUUGGUUAAGUAAUCCGCUAAAGGAAGCAGCCUUAGGGCUAACUGAGCAUUUAAGUGGUCUACUGAUGACCUCAGGGGAUUUCGUCAGUGUCUGGAGGAAACCAAACAAAAAUUAG